Molecule: messenger RNA, 4450 nt
Organism: Scophthalmus maximus (turbot)
Lineage: Eukaryota; Metazoa; Chordata; Actinopteri; Pleuronectiformes; Scophthalmidae
Gene: trim62.1
Product: tripartite motif containing 62, tandem duplicate 1
Exons: 6
Coding region: 269-1696 (475 amino acids)
Biological process (GO): innate immune response; positive regulation of canonical NF-kappaB signal transduction
Molecular function (GO): protein binding; zinc ion binding
Source: RefSeq, a predicted model, not a curated record
GUCUUUUAAAAAUUACGUGUGAUGAUUACACCCCCCAUUGUUCAGCCGCGUUGGUUCCGUCUGUUGCCGCUGUGUGUUGCUCUCCUUCCUGGUAGAGACUCGUACCGGAGCCGCCGAUGUCACAGCACAUAGCCCGACACAAAAUAAAAGUGAGAUCCCACCAGUCGACUCAUACAUGGCAGUGAAGCACUCGAGUGAAGACUAAACCGAGUACACGCCGCUCCAGAGCAUUGCCCUCGUAGAUGCCGCUCUGUCUUCGUCUUUGCAAAUGGCUUGCUGUCUGAAGGACGAGCUCCUCUGUUCCAUCUGCCUCAGCAUCUACCAGGACCCCGUCAGCUUUGGCUGCGAGCACUACUUCUGCAGAAAGUGCAUCACCGAGCACUGGAGCAGGCAGGAGCCUCACGCGCCGCGAGACUGUCCCGAGUGUCGCAGGACCUUCGCCGAUCCCCUCCUCACCCCGAGUCUCAAGUUGGCCAACAUUGUGGAGCGCUACUCGGCCUUCCCGCUGGACGCCAUCCUCAACGCUCAGAGAAGCUCCUACCCCUGCAAGGACCACGAGAAGGUCAAACUGUUCUGCCUCACCGACAAAAGUCUGGUGUGCUUCUUCUGCGACGAGCCGGCGCUACACGAGCAGCACCAAGUGACCACCAUUGACGAGGCCUUCGAGGAGAUACAGAGGGAGAUGAAGGAGCAGCUGGCCACCCUGCAGGACAGUGAGAAGGGACACACCGAGGCCCUGCAGCUCCUGCAGAGACAACUCACAGAAACCAAGUCCUCAGCCAAGAGUCUACGUGCAACGAUUGGCGACGCGUUCGAGCGCCUCCACCGUUUCCUACGCGAGCGUCAGAAGAGCAUGCUGGAGGAGCUGGAGAUGGACACGGCCCGCAAGCUCGCCGACAUCGAGCACAAGAUCCAGCGCUACAGUCAGCAGCUGCGUGACGUCAAAGAGGGCAUCCAGAUCCUGCAGGAGCGCCUCAACGAGACCGGACGACACGACUUCCUGGAGGGAGUGGCCGUCACGUCUGAGAGGAUUAAAGGGAAGAUACACGAGACCAAUCUGACCUAUGAAGACUUCCCAACGUCCAAGUACAUGGGGCCGUUACAGUACACGAUAUGGAAGUCUCUCUUUCAGGAUGUUUCACCAGUGCCAGCAGCGUUGACCCUCGACCCCAUCACGGCCCACCAAAGACUGAUCCUCUCGGACGACUGUACCAUCGUGGCCUACGGGAAUCUCCAUCCGCAGCCGCUGCAGGACUCCCCACGCCGCUUCGAUGUGGAGGUGUCUGUCCUGGGCGCGGAGGGCUUCAUCUCCGGUGUCCAUUACUGGGAGGUGAUGGUGUCGGAGAAGACCCAGUGGAUGAUCGGCGUAGCCAACGAGACAGUCAGUCGCAAGGGCAGCAUCCAGAUCCAGCCCAGUCGUGGCUUCUACUGCAUUGUCAUGCAUGACGGGAACCAGUACAGUGCCUGCACCGAGCCCUGGACCCGUCUCAAUGUCAAGAGCAAGCUGGAGAAGGUGGGGGUGUACCUGGACUACCCAAAAGGCCUACUCAUCUUUUACAAUGCAGACAACAUGUCAUGGCUCUACACCUACCGAGAGAAAUUCCCCGCCAAGGUCUUCCCCUAUUUCAGCCCCGGCCAGAGCCACGCCAACGGCAAGAACGUGCAACCGCUGCGAAUCAACACUGUGCGCCUUUAAGAGCGACGCACAUCUGUGGUCGUGAUUGUCCUGACAGAUGUAUCCAUCAUAGGUGACUUCAUAGGACUCAAGUCAAGUUUCACAAUGUUUAAUAGGGUGUUUGAAAUGUUUAUUUCGUUAAGGUUCAGUGUUAAGAAUUGUGCUUGAUGUUGCUGUGGAAGUCCACGCCGUUAUUUUUUGGUGACUUGAUAAGACUGUACGACAAAGGCCUGCAUUUGAGCCUCAUUCCACAUCUUUCAUUGAAAAGAUGACACUGAAUGGAGAGAGAAGGGGAGGCCCUGGGGCUUCUCUGGGGUCUGUGGAAGUGUGUUAAAAAAUUAAAAUAAAAAAAUAUAUAGAUAUAUAUUAUUUCCACUCUUAAAUUGACUGUCCCAGACCUGCCUUACACACUCCCAGGGGAACCACUCCCCCUUAUGAAGCUGCAGGCUCAUCAGACUUGUCGUCUCUCGGUCCCGGUACUUGUCUUCUCUGUGCUGUACAGUCAACUUCGCUUUGUUUUAUGGACAGCUCCUAUUUUAUAUUUUUGUUUGGAUUUUUUGCUUCUUCCAGUGGUUCACCCUGAACCUGUCAAGUCUGUUGGCACCUUUAACUUGGGGUUCCUCCUGCAGGAAACAUCCACACGUGUCCGCUCUGUCUUCACCGUUACAAAUCAAAGCUCCUGUUCCAUUGUGCACUAACGAUUCUCCACAUCACCUAAAAACAACCAUAUGAAUGAGUAAGUAGUCCAUAGGCCGCCUAUCCCUCUCCACUUCCCAGCUGUGCCCAAUGGUGAUAGGAAGGUCUGUCUGGAGAUGGACGUUGUCCAGAAAUGUGCUGCUAUUGAUUAAGCCAACACUUUAAUAUUUGUAUAUAGUGUAUCGAGGAUUAAAAUGUCGUCAUGCUGGCUCAUAUUUAAGUUUUCCUUUCUUCCCCCCAAAACGCAAGUGAUGCUGACCUUAAGCAUACACUAAACCUCCACUUUGAUAUUGAAUUCAAAUAUAAUUCUGCUUCCAGUUAUGAUGUUUGAUCAUUUUGUCUUGGAAUCAAAAGGAUUCUAAAUCAUUCCGGCUAAGUAGAUACUAGCCACACGAGGCUGGGCCCUGUAAAAAGCCCUCAGUUGUAAAAACAAUCUGAAAAGUUAAAAGAUCAAAUGUUGUUUGAAAAGAAAAUCUACAGAGACCAUCUGUUCUCACAGAUCAUAUCACUCAUGUUAAUGAAGUCAGGAUGGGUGUUUUAGGAAGUUGCAAUUAUAAAGGGUGGAUAGAUGGAUGGAUAGAUGGACUUGAGCCCAAUUGUGUGAUCCUGGCAUUCCCGUGGCUGCUGUUCUGUUACGUCAUGAUAAACUCACUGAUCAUUCCUCUGCAGGCGUGUUUCUUUCUUCGCCCCCAUGCGCCUAAGGUCCUCUUGUUUAUCUUGUUUUACCAGAUCCAGCAUUCUGAGACAAGUGUGUGUCUGUGUGGGGCGAGUGCACAGGUCCGUCUGAGUGUUCUGCUUCAUCUGUCAUUUUAAAGGAGACAUCUACGCUCCUAUUCAGGCUCAUCAUUUUAAUUUGGGUUAUAACUUGAAAAGGUUCACACGCUCUAAUGUUCAGUAAACACAUUGGUUUCCUCAUACUGUCCAUUUCUGCAGCUCCUCUUUCCAGCCUCUCUCUGAGACACUUGGUUUUGGUGCCGGGCUCCGCUCUCACUUCACCCGGCUUCGGGAGGGUUGAGACUAGCCGCUGGGCGCGCCAUAUGCAGUUCCGUAACAUCGUGAUGUGACGAUGUUACAGAAGCAUCGUUUCAGGAGCGGAGAGGACUUUACCGCGGACUUUGGGCUUUUUCACUUUGCAGAUCUUUUACAUACACAAAACAUCUAUAUUAAAACAAGAGGUAAGAGAGGAACUGAAAAAGCAUAAUAUGUCUCCUUUAAAUCCGUCAGAUCAUGCAGCGGCCAAAAGUGUUCAAAAUACUUUUGAAAUCAAAUUGGUAAUACUCAUUCAAAUUUUAAAAAAUAAAAUAAAAGUCAUCCCCUACAGAUGAUCCAACAGAACGUUCACCUCGCACCCUUCCCUUGCCUCAUUUUCACCUUUGCAGUGUGUAGUCUGUGUUGUCCAUUUAAAAGAAAACUGGGCAGUGCCCUUGUUUCUGUAGGAUCUUAUUCCGGUACGUGCAGUAGGAUGCAAACUAGGGUCAAAUUGUGAGCAUGUUAUAAUCACUGUUUUGUUUUAACUCGCACAAAUCUGCAGGGGCCAGUGAGUUGUUCAGAAGUUGUCUGAGUAACAUUGCUGAGUUAGAAAAAAAUGUUGGGGAGUUUUCGGGGAAAUUACUCAUCAAAUGUAAUCCAGUGAGCUUCCUGUGUGGAGAAAAAUGAUUCAUCCAUUAAUUUGUGGUUUAGACAAUCAGGGCAGUAUUCAGUCAGAUCGUCGUUUGUUAUCUAAAAUGUCCUAACAAAAUGGAUCCCAACCAGCUGGGCUCAUGCAGGUUAGAACACAUGUUAGAAUUUGACCCCAGUUUGCUGUGUGGCCGACCCCAGUGUGGUCCGCUUUGUUAAGGUUUUCUGUUUGAAUAUCAAGAAGGAGAUUUGUCGUGAGGUGGUGUUGGGGGCUACUGGUUGGUGCCGACGACGCGAACGGUUAAAAUGAUUUUGAUGAUAAUUAUUAAUGAUAACAGUGUUGAUUGUGUCUUGUGACGAUGGCCGCUGUGUCAUUGUGUGAACACACCAUAAGUGUGCUUCUGCUGCUGGAGGGCUUGUGGGAAAUGUUUUAAUGUACAAUAAAUGACUGUGAAAAACUGA